Messenger RNA from Chanos chanos (milkfish), 2833 nucleotides. RefSeq names its product AXL receptor tyrosine kinase (gene axl). Gene Ontology annotation, biological process: positive regulation of phosphatidylinositol 3-kinase/protein kinase B signal transduction; protein phosphorylation; negative regulation of apoptotic process. Gene Ontology annotation, molecular function: transmembrane receptor protein tyrosine kinase activity; protein binding; ATP binding. Bases 15 to 2696 code for a protein of 893 amino acids. The transcript is spliced from 19 exons. Gene Ontology annotation, cellular component: signaling receptor complex; plasma membrane. NCBI's taxonomy places the organism in Eukaryota, Metazoa, Chordata, Actinopteri, Gonorynchiformes, Chanidae. The record is from RefSeq and is a predicted model, not a curated record.
UGUGUGUAGUUUUGAUGUCCACUUUAUGUCUUGGGACAGCAGAAACUUUGACAGGGCUGCGUUUUGUGCAGAGCCCCGGGAACGUGACCUCGUCUCUGGGGAAGCCAGUGGUGCUGCGUUGCAAGUUGCAGGGAGAGGGGGAAGAGCAGGGACCCCCUGAUGUUGUAUGGCUUAGGGAGGAUGAGCCAUUAGAGUUUGCUGACACAAACCAGAUUCAAGUGCCUGUGAGUGAGAACAGUUGGCUGGUCAUCAGCGACCUUCGGAUUGAGAAGGUGCAGCUAUCAGACAUGGGUGCCUAUCUCUGUUCGGUUGCCACGGGAACACAGGACAUAUCGUCAUACACAGGACAUAUUCAGUUGGAAGGUCUCCCUCAUUUUUCAGAGGAGCCUCAGCACAUGUCAGUAGUAGCUAAUGUGAGCCUGAGUCUGCUGUGUGUGGCCCAUGGACCUCCUGAACCUGUCAGGGUUAUCUGGCUCCAGGAUGGAGCUCCACUCAACUCUCUCCAGGACCCAAUGUCUCUGUCCCCUUCUACACUCAACCUCACAGGUCUGAACAAAACCAGCUCUUUCUCCUGUGAAGCCCACAAUCGUAAAGGUGUGGCAUCAUCAGGUUCAGGUGUGGUGACAGUACUCCCAUCACAGCCCGAGGACAUAAAGGCAGCGGAAGUCACUAACUCCAGUAUCCAUCUGAGUUGGCGGCCUGGCUUUGGAGGAGUGUACCCCAUAACCCUGUGCACUGUGCAGGCGAGGCAUUCAGUUGCUGACUCCAGUCUGAGCCCUGAUCACAUGAUUCAUAAUCAGAACGUUAAUGUACCACCUGCCAGUCACCUCAUCUCGGGCCUGGAGCCUUUCAGCCAAUACGACGUGAGAGUGGCCUGUCGCAGCAGCCAGGGCAUCUCUGAUUGGACGCCAUGGGUUAUGAUCAGUACCCAAGAAGGAGUUCCAGAUAACGCUCCACUGAAUGUGAGCGCGGUGUUAAAUGGAACGGUUAUGAUGGUGAGCUGGGCGGAACCUCCCGGCAGAAUCAAUGGACGACUACUUGGCUACAAGAUGGAAUACAGCACACAGAACAUGGUACAGACUAUAGUGGAUACUGGACUGGACACAGGCUUGUCUGUCAAUCUGUCUACCCCCCUAUCAAACGUCUCCUUCCGAGUAUGUGCCUACACGGGGGCGGGUCAAGGACCUUGGACAGAUGUCUACGCUCUUCCUCGUGCAGGUAUCUCCUCUCCACCAGCAUUCUCCUGGCACUGGUGGUACGUGGUCAUGGCUGUUGCCGUUGCCAUAGCGUUGGCGGUGCUAAUGGCUGUGUACGGGGCCAGGCUUCGCCGUAAAGAGACACGCUUUGGGGAAGCGUUUGAGCCCAUGAUGGAAAGCGGGGAACUGGUGGUCAGAUAUCGGGCACGUCGCACAUACAGCCGCCGGACCACCGAAGCCACAUUGAAUACCCUGGGCAUCAGUGAUGAACUCAAACAAAAACUGCAGGAUGUGAUGGUGGACAGACAUAAGUUAACCCUGGGAAAGACACUUGGGGAGGGUGAAUUUGGCUCAGUUAUGGAGGGACUGCUAACACAGGAAGACUCUGUGCUAAAAGUGGCUGUGAAGACCAUGAAGAUUGCUAUCUGUACCCGCACAGAGAUGGAAGACUUUCUAAGAGAAGCUGCUUGCAUGAAAGAAUUUGACCACCAGAAUGUCAUGAGGCUCCUGGGUGUGUGUUUGCAGACUGUAGAAAGUGAAGGUUAUCCCUCUCCUGUCGUCAUCUUGCCCUACAUGAAACAUGGAGACCUUCACAGCUACCUGCUUUAUUCAAGACUGGGAGACUGCCCUGUGUAUCUGCCGUCACAAAUGCUGGUGAAGUUUAUGACAGAUAUUGCCAGAGGAAUGGAGUAUUUGAGCAGUAAGAAUUUCAUCCACAGAGACCUCGCCGCACGUAACUGCAUGUUGAAUGAAAAUAUGAAUGUGUGUGUAGCUGAUUUUGGCUUGUCUAAGAAGAUCUAUAAUGGAGAUUACUACAGACAGGGAAGAAUCUCCAAGAUGCCUGUCAAAUGGAUUGCUAUUGAGAGUCUUGCCGACAGAGUCUACACUACUAAGAGUGAUGUGUGGUCAUUUGGUGUGACGAUGUGGGAAAUAGCCACGCGUGGGCAGACUCCGUACCCUGGCGUGGAGAACAGUGAGAUCUAUGACUACCUUAGACAGGGGAACCGUCUUAAACAGCCACCUGACUGCCUGGAUAGCAUCUAUGCUCUAAUGUUCUCAUGCUGGUUGCUGAGCCCGAAAGACAGGCCUAGCUUUGAGAGUUUGCGCUGUGAGCUGGAGAAAACCCUGGAUGAACUCCCGGACCCUCAGGACCCCGACGAGAUCCUCUACGUCAACAUGGAGGAGUCCUCCGGGGAACUGGGGGCCGUCGGGGGUCGGGAUCCUUUGCUCGGGGGCCCGUGUCCCCUGGGGGCCCUGAAAGGCUCUGAUUCGGUGGCCACCGUGGAGGUGCAUCAUCCCGGCCGCUACGUGAUCUGUCCCCAGCACGAGAACCAGCGCCUCCUGAACGCUGACUCUCUAGAGAGCCUCAACCUAAUGGGCUCCACCCCAACGCUAGUGCUGCAGCCCUCCUCCCGUUCCACCCCCGUGCCCUCCUCCGAAACCCAGAUGUCUGAUGAGAGAGACGGGCCCGGGUCUAAGAAAGUCCCCUGGCAGGGAUAGACAGACCUGGCGGUGAUAGACAUUCUUUACAGACUUUGUGAACUGGUACAGACUUAGAGAGCGUGACGCACGCAUCACCUUUUCUUGUGGAGAGUUCGAGUAUUGACCUCAAGCAUGUUACUGCCCUACACCUUUGC